AUGCCGAGCCAUGAAGGGUGUCGGCCUGUAUCCCAGCCAGCUGGAGUUGAACAACAGUCAGCUCUUCUAAAAUCGGAUUUAGUUCAUAGCUUGAAUCAUGAUGUAGCAGCUAUGAAGGAAAACACCAAUAGUCCUGAUAACUCAAGUGGAAAUGGCAAACAAGAUCGGAUUAAACAGAGAAGAGCUUCCUGUCCCCGACCAGAGAAGGGGACUAAAUUCCAGCUUAUUGUUCUUCAGGUGUCGACCUCUGGAGACAACAUGGUGGAGUGUCAGCUGGAGACACACAACAACAAGAUGGUCACCUUUAAGUUUGAUGUUGAUGGUGAUGCUCCAGAGGAUAUUGCAGACUAUAUGGUUGAAGAUAACUUUGUGCUGGAAAUUGAGAAAGAAAAAUUUGUAGAAGAAUUGAGGGCUAUUGUAGGUCAAGCCCAGGAGAUCCUUCAUGUCCAAUUUGCUGCAGAAAGAGCCAUUGGAGUUGACUCUAUUACUGUGGAAUCCAACAGUAACCAAGUAAGAGCAAUUAUUUAGUAAAUAGGUCUUCUUGGUUAUAUAUCAGGAGCUUCUUUAUUUAUAUAUUCAUUUUUAAUUCAGACAGGAUCAUCUGAACAAGUACAGAUAAU
Messenger RNA from Loxodonta africana (African savanna elephant), 620 nucleotides. Its product is annotated as serine/threonine-protein kinase WNK3-like. NCBI's taxonomy places the organism in Eukaryota, Metazoa, Chordata, Mammalia, Proboscidea, Elephantidae. Gene Ontology annotation, molecular function: potassium channel inhibitor activity; protein serine/threonine kinase activity. The transcript has 5 exons. The record is from RefSeq and is a predicted model, not a curated record. Gene Ontology annotation, biological process: positive regulation of potassium ion import across plasma membrane; intracellular signal transduction; monoatomic ion homeostasis. The coding region runs from base 1 to 528 and encodes 175 amino acids. Gene Ontology annotation, cellular component: cytoplasm; cytosol.